Lathyrus oleraceus (garden pea) is the source of this 954-nucleotide messenger RNA. RefSeq lists its product as uncharacterized. Bases 1 to 954 code for a protein of 317 amino acids. The transcript has a single exon. Gene Ontology annotation, molecular function: nucleic acid binding. NCBI's taxonomy places the organism in Eukaryota, Viridiplantae, Streptophyta, Magnoliopsida, Fabales, Fabaceae. The record is from RefSeq and is a predicted model, not a curated record. Gene Ontology annotation, biological process: DNA integration.
AUGAAGCCUUGGCCCUUAAUAGGUUGGGCAUUGGAUCUGGUUGGUGAGAUUCGACCAGCAUCUUCUAAAGGUCAGAAGUACAUCCGAGUAGACAUUGAUUACUUUACUAAAUGGAUUGAAGCCAUACCUUUAAUGAUUGUUGAUCAAGAACUAGUGAUCGAGUUUAUCCAAAGAUACAUAAUUUAUAGAUUUGGGAUCCUGAAGACCAUUACAACUAAUCAGGGGUCAGUAUUUACUAGUCGAAAGGUCCAGGACUUUUCUAAAGAAGCAGGGUUUAAAAUAUUAACAUAUACACCUUAUUAUGCCCAGGCAAAUGGUCAAGUUGAAGCAUCAAAUAAAGUGGUAAUCGGAUUAAUAAAAAAACAUAUGGGGAAAAAGCCAAGAAAUUGGGAUAAGACAUUGGACCAAAUCUUAUGGGCUUAUCAAAGCUCCCCUAAAGAGGCUAUAAAUUCUAUGCCUUUUCGAUUGACCUAUGGGAACGGUGCGGUGUUACCAGUUGAAAUUCAUAUCCAAUCAACUAGAAUUCAAAGACAGAAUGAGAUCCCAUUUGUAUCCUACUGGAAUAUGAUGUUGAGUGAACUAGUCGAUUUGGACGAAGAAAGGUUGAAUGCGUUAGAGUUAUUAAAGAGGCAAAAAAGGAGGGUAGAAAAAACAUAUAAUAAAAAGGUUAAAGUCAAAUCAUUUUUGAAUGAAGACUUAGUAUGGAAGGUAAUUCUACUUAUGGAUCGAAGGGAUAUGACAUUGGGUAAAUGGUCCCCAAAAUGGAAAGGUCUAUUCCAGAUUGUUCAAGUUUUUUCUAAUGGUGCAUACGAGAUCAAAGGUUUAACCGAGGAUCAAAGAAUCCUGAGAGUAAAAGGUAAAUAUUUGAAAAAAUAUAAGCCUACACUCCAGGAGAUUAAAAUAUCAACAAAAUACUACCCGUACAAAAUCAAAGCCAAAAUGGUAACUGUAUAG